AUUUUGUAACCCUUAUUGGUUCUUGCUUCCUUUCGAUCUCUACUCUCUCAUUGUUUUGCAUCUCCCUCGAUCUUCUCUUUCUUGUCAAACCUUCCAAUUUGCAAUCAAAGUUUCACUUUUUUUUUAAGGUCUUUACUCUUUCUUUCAAGUUUCACUCUUUUCACCCAAAAACCUCCUCCUUCUCGACCGUUACAGAGAAAAACCCAGCAAAAGAGAAGGGAAAAAGAAACAGAAACAGAAACGAAAAGGGGAAGAACACUUCAGCCUCAAGUUUCUUUCUUCACCGUACCCACCUAGGGUUUUUGCAUUCCUAGGUCUAGGGUUUUUUCUGGGUCAUUUCAAUUUGUAGUAAAUCCCAAUUUUAUUAAAACCAAAUUCAUGGGUUUUUGAGAUUUUUAGCAAAUUAGGCAGUUUUUUGGGUAAUAAUUAAGUAGUUAGUAAUUAAUAAGAUGAUUGCUGAAAAACCCAGUUGGAUUAGGCAUGAGGGUAUGCAGAUUUUCUCUAUUGAUAUUCAACCUGGUGGCCUUAGGUUUGCUACUGGUGGUGGGGAUCACAAGGUAAGAAUAUGGAAUAUGAAAUCUGUUGCUAAAGAUUCUGAAAAGGACGAUCAAACACGCAGGAGUCUUGCAACUCUCCGUGAUCACUUUGGUUCAGUUAAUUGUGUCAGGUGGGCCAAACAUGCUCGGCAUGUUGCAUCCGGGUCUGAUGAUCAGGUGAUUUUAAUUCAUGAAAGGAAACCUGGUACCGGUACCACUGAAUUCGGUAGUGGUGAGCCUCCAGACAUCGAAAAUUGGAAGGUUGUAAUGACUCUGAGGGGACACACUGCAGAUGUGGUGGAUCUUAAUUGGUCUCCGGAUGACUCAAUGUUGGCUAGUGGAAGUCUGGACAAUACUAUUCACAUCUGGAAUAUGAGCAGUGGAAUGUGCAUUGCAGUUCUUAGAGGACACUCUAGUUUGGUUAAAGGUGUUACUUGGGAUCCCAUCGGUUCUUUUAUAGCUAGCCAAUCUGACGACAAGACUGUUAUUGUUUGGAAAACAACUGAUUGGAGUCUUGCCCAUAAGACAGAAGGCCAUUGGGCCAAAUCCCUUGGGUCAACAUUCUUUAGGCGGCUUGGGUGGUCUCCUUGUGGCCAUUUCAUAACCACAACUCAUGGUUUCCAAAAGCCCAGGCAUUCAGCACCUGUGUUAGAAAGAGGCGAAUGGGCUGCUACUUUUGACUUCUUGGGACAUAAUGCCCCAAUUAUAGUUGUAAAGUUCAAUCAUUCGAUGUUUAAAAGGAAUUUCUCCAAUGCUCAGGAUGUUAAAGCUUCAUCUGCUGGAUGGGCUAAUGGGACUUCAAAGGCUGGAGGAAAAGACUCACAGCCAUAUAAUGUUAUUGCCAUUGGUAGUCAGGAUCGUACUAUAACUGUCUGGACAACUGCAAGUCCUCGCCCUCUCUUUGUGGCAAAGCAUUUUUUCACACAAAGUGUUGUUGAUUUAUCUUGGAGCCCUGAUGGAUACUCACUUUUUGCCUGUUCCUUGGAUGGCUCAGUAGCCACCUUUCAUUUUGAAGUAAAAGAAAUUGGUCAGAGGCUAACAGAUGAUGAGUUGGAUGAAUUAAAGAAAAGCCGUUACGGGGAUGUUAGGGGCCGACAGGCUAACUUAGCCGAGAGCCCUGCUCAGCUGUUACUUGAAGCAGCUGCAGCUAAGCAAACCUCAAGCAAAAAGGUUACCUCGAAUGUGCAGCAGGAGCAAGUAAUUUCUAAGCCUUCGUCUGAUUUGGGGAUCGUGACAAAAGUCUCUGAGCCCCAUCUUGAUAAUGGAAAGAAAAAUGGAGGAAUUAGCUCUGAUGGUUUAAAUAAGGUUGCUGCUUCUGCUCGUGUUUCUAGUCCUGUGAAGCAGAAAGAAUACAGGCGGCCUGAUGGUAGAAAAAGGAUCAUCCCUGAACCAGUGGGUGUGCCUCCCCAGCAAGAAAAUAUAACUGCUGUGUCUCAAUCUCAAGCCCCAGAUCUAUCUCUAGCAUCUUCUGAUGGCAGAAAGGAUGGUAGUAAUGCUAAAGUUAGGAGAACCCUUGAAACCGGCUCGGAUGUGAAGGAACGUAGUGGGGUCACGGCAAAGGCUUGCUUUAGUGAUAGUUUGGUCAUUGAAAGAGUUCCAGCUGCUUUAAGUAGAGAUGAGCGUAUUGUUGUUGAAUCUUCUAGCAGUGCAAAGGCCACAAGUUCUUUAGCAGCUUGUAACACUACUCUUGCAAUAAAGGUUGUAGAUAAGAAGGAGGGUACAGAUGCAAUGCCACUUACAUUGGAAGCUCGCCCUAGAGAGCAUGCUGUUAGUGACAUUGUUGGAAUGAGUAGUAUGUCAUUGGUGAAGGAAACAGAAAUUAUUUGUUGCAGAGGAUCCCAAACUUUGUGGUCUGACCGUAUUUCUGGGAGGGUUUCGGUUUUGGCUGGGAAUGCCAACUUCUGGGCUGUAGGGUUUGAAGAUGGUUGCCUGCAGGUGUACACAAAAUGUGGAAGACGUGCCAUGCCAACUAUGAUGAUGGGUUCUGCCGCGGUGUUUAUCGAUUGUGAUGAAUGUUGGAAAUUGUUGCUUGUCACAAAGAAGGGGACUUUGUAUUUGUGGGACUUAUUUAAUCGAAGUUGUCUUCUUCAAGACUCAUUGUCAUCAUUGAUUACUGCAGAUCCAAGGGCAUCCUCUAAAGACACAGCUACUAUUAAAAUAAUUUCCACCAAGUUGUCAAAGUCUGGUUCACCUCUUGUUGUAUUAGCCACUCGCCAUGCCUUUCUCUUUGACAUGAGUCUGAAGUGCUGGCUUCGAGUAGCUGAUGAUUGCUUCCCUGCAUCAAACUUUGCAAGCUCCUGGAAUUUGGGUUCCUCUCAGAGUGGUGAGCUUGCAACACUACAGGUGGAUGUAAGAAAAUUCUUGGCGAGAAAGCCAGGUUGGAGUAGGGUGGCUGAUGAUGGUAUGCAAACUCGUUCACACUUGGAGGCUCAGUUAGCAUCAGCUUUGGCAUUGAAAUCUCCAAAUGAAUAUCGCCAAUGUCUUAUGUCAUAUGUCCGUUACCUUGCCAGAGAAGCUGACGAGUCUAGACUACGUGAAGUAUGUGAAAGUUUCCUUGGACCUCCAACUGGGAUGGGCGGUGCUGCAAUAACAGACUCUAACAUCGUGUGGGAUCCUAGUGUUCUUGGAUUGAAGAAACACAAACUGUUGAGAGAAGACAUCCUUCCAGCUCUGGCGUCAAACAGGAAAGUACAGAGGCUUCUGAAUGAAUUCAUGGAUCUUCUUUCUGAAUACGGAAGUGCUGAAACGCAUAUGGAACAAAAUAACUCAGUCCUGCCAAUGACAGCAACACAGGCUACAGUCCGAGUAGACAUGAUCAAUGAUCAACCUGUAGCAGAUCAAAAAACAGAUCUAGUUCCUAGAAAACCAGAACAAGAGGAUAUUGAAAUAGAUAGGUCUGCUGUUUCAACAGAUAAAAUAAAUCAAACAGUAGAAGAAGACCGAGUGACCAUAAUCCAGAGAAAGGAUGAUGUGAAUUUAGUGAUGAACCAGUUACCGUCUCCUGUGGAGGCAGGUAAUGUAGACACACCAAAGGCAGAGAAGGUAGUAGUGGCUCUUCCUGCCAAGGGUACGACUCUUAGCGUUAUUUCAUCACAGUAGUUUUAGCCGGUAUGUAUUUUUCGAGGUUGUUACACAUAUUCGGAUAUAACUCAUAUAUGAUAUGGAUGUCAUCGGGCAUGUUAUGUUAGCAGGGAAACAAGGGGAACGUGUAUAUAGAAACGGAAAUGAAUCAUUGCUAGCAAGUCUAUACUGAGUGUCUCCCAUGUUGGUGCCGAAAUUAUUGAUGUUCUUACACGGGCAAUUGUCCCUGAGCUUUUGUAGUAGUCCUCAAUUAUCAGUCAUCAUGUAAAUAUAUUAAAUCCCAAGCUGGAUAAGUGUUCAGCUAUUAGUGUUUUUCUUAAUCUUUCUGUUAUCUUUAUAAUCCCAGAUUGCGAAAAUUCGGAACACUCUAUGUUUUAGUUAAAAACGUACAUGGAUAUUUUUCUUAAUUCUUUCAAGUGUGUUUUUCAA
Messenger RNA from Spinacia oleracea (spinach), 4046 nucleotides. RefSeq names its product protein HIRA. The record is from RefSeq and is a predicted model, not a curated record. Gene Ontology annotation, cellular component: nucleus; HIR complex; chromatin. Bases 450 to 3635 code for a protein of 1061 amino acids. Lineage: Eukaryota; Viridiplantae; Streptophyta; Magnoliopsida; Caryophyllales; Amaranthaceae. Gene Ontology annotation, molecular function: protein binding; nucleosome binding. Gene Ontology annotation, biological process: chromatin remodeling; DNA-templated transcription; regulation of DNA-templated transcription. The transcript has 10 exons.